AAUUCAGAAUGGGCCAAAGGAGUCCUGAUUGGUGGAUUCAUUGCUGGAACGCAUGCGCAUACUUCCGGCAGCCUUCAGAGCUGUGAGGCUGAGAGUAGUGUGCCUGCAUGCCGGGGAGAGAGAGGCAAGGGCCCCUCCCCUAAAAUGCUCCGCCUCUUAAUUGACACCAACCGCAGUCUCAUUGGUCGAGCCCCCCACAGAGGCGCCACCACCACCGCCACAGAGCGGAUUAAGAGGGAUGAGCGACGGCGGCGCCAGCAGUGUCAGCUGGAGCAGGCGGCGGCCUCUCAGGAAACGGUGUCGCCAGGUAAAGGCCGGCGCUGGCAAGACAAAGAGACCAUUGAGUACGAAGGUCGUACAGCGCCAGGAGAAAAGAAAGACACGAGCAGCCCGCUCCCCGCAGCGUACAGCCCCCGAUAUGUGGAGGCCGCGUGGUAUUCCUGGUGGGUGAAGCAAGGAUUCUUCAAGCCGGAGUACCAGCGUCAUCUCCCCCACGCAAGGCCGGAGGUCUUCUCUCUCUGCAUCCCUCCUCCCAACGUCACUGGCUCCUUGCACCUCGGCCACGCGCUGACGGUAGCCAUUGAGGAUUCUCUUGUGCGUUGGAGGAGGAUGCUGGGUCAGAAGGUCCUGUGGGUGCCAGGAUCGGACCACGCGGGGAUUGCCACUCAGACUGUGGUAGAGAAGAACCUGCAUAAGGAACGAGGCGUCUCUCGGCAUGAUUUGGGUCGGGAGGAAUUUCUCAAGGCCGUGUGGGAAUGGAAGGAGAGUAAAGGGGAUAGAAUUUAUCACCAGCUGAAAUCUCUUGGAGCUUCUCUUGACUGGGACCGAUCCUGCUUUACCAUGGACAAGGUAAUCUGCUGUCAAUCCUGUGCGAGCUCCCAUUCUUCUGAUACAUCCCCUGUGCAGCCUUAUAGUUAA
Molecule: messenger RNA, 918 nt
Organism: Bufo bufo (common toad)
Lineage: Eukaryota; Metazoa; Chordata; Amphibia; Anura; Bufonidae
Product: valine--tRNA ligase, mitochondrial-like
Exons: 8
Coding region: 145-918 (257 amino acids)
Biological process (GO): valyl-tRNA aminoacylation
Cellular component (GO): cytosol
Molecular function (GO): valine-tRNA ligase activity; ATP binding
Source: RefSeq, a predicted model, not a curated record